GACGUAAACACGUGCACUUCCAUGGUUACAGGUUUCUCUUUUUUCUUCUCCACCAUCGGUCUCCCUUUAUCGCAUUAUUCCCUGACAACUGCAGCGAUGGCGGAACCCGUGGCAUCGGACGCAAUAGCAACAGACGCAGCUCUUUCUCCGGCUGUAAGCCCGGGUUCGGAGCCUCCAUCCAUGGCGCUCUCUCCUUCUGCAGGCGGCUCCCAGCGGCUUCUUUUCUCCCACGAUUUGGUGUCAGGUCGGUAUCGCGACUUGGUCCGGUUCGGCCUAGUCAGAAUGAUACAAGGCGAGGAGGAGUUUGAUUCAGACUCGGACCUCGACGAUGGCGGAGGUAGAGGCGGUGUAGGAGGUGGCUGUAUCCCCUGUAACUCGGACACCGAGAGCAGUGUUGUGGACAGCCUGGCACCUCUGGGAAGGGGUUUUGUCCGGGUGCAGUGGUACCCAGAAGGAGGGAAGCAAGACAUACGGGAAACAAAGCUGAAACUUGUAGAUCGAUCCAUCGUUAUCCGAGACAUUGUGCGGCGGAUGAAUUCUAACGACAACCAGUGUGGCAUCGUGACCGACAUCGACAUAGAGUGUGCUGUAAAACUAGUGGGGACCAACUGUGUCCUGUACCCCGUCAACAGUAAAGACCUACAUCACAUCUGGUCUUUCAUGUAUGGGGACUACAUAGCCUACGACUUCUGGCUGGGGAAGGUGUACGACCUGACCAACCACAUCAUCCUCAAGCUGUCCAAUGGAGCCAGGUGUUCCAUGAAUGUGGAGGACGGCGCCAAGCUGUACGACGUCUGUCCUCACGUCAGUGACUCGGGUCUGUUCUUCGAAGAGGCCUACGGUUUCUACCCAGGCCAGGUGCUGAUCGGGCCAGCCAAAGUCUUCUCCAAUGUCCAGUGGCUCUCCGGGGUCAAGCCCGUACUCCGUAAGAAGAGCAAGUUCAGGGUGGUGGUCGAAGAGGUCCAGGUGGCGGAGCUGAAGGUGACGUGGAUCACCAAGAGUUACUCCCCCAAGGGCACAGACAGCGUCUACCCCCCUCCUUCUACCAUCUCCCAGGAGAACCUCUGCAGAGUGAAGCGUCUGGGCUACUACGACCACACCCAGAGGCAGCUGGGGGAGAGGGCCCUGUACGUGUUCCCAGCCAAGGGAGACACCACACACAUCACCUGUGAGUGGCCCGACGGAGCCCCCGGACUCCCAGAGGACCCCGUAGCCAGGAAGUUGAAAAGAAUGUUCAAGAAGGAGUUGUUAGGGAAGAAGCCCAGUGAAAAUACAGACACACAAGGUGCCAACCAGCACUCCACGGACAACACGGACAGCCUUGACGGUGACCUCAAGCAUGACAACACCCACCCAGACUCCACCAACCACACCGCGCUCCCCCGUCCUCACCACCCCAACAACGGCCCCAACCACACCCUCCAGUCCUCGCCCCUGUGCCCUCCCCCCUCUGACCCAUGGCCCGAGCCGGAGCAGGAUGCAGACGAUGAGGCGGGGGCGGAGGACACGGACGACACGUUGUCGCUGACGUCGUCGGCGAGUAGCACCGCGUCGUCGCAGAGCGGCGGUCUGGGGGGCCUGAACAGGAAGAAGAGCAUCCCGCUGUCCAUCCGCAACCUGAAAAGGAAGCACAAGAAAAAGAGGACCAAGUUCUCCCGCGAGUUUAAGCCCGGCGACAGGGUAGCGAUAGAGGUUGUGUCCACCAAGACCUCGGCCGACGUCCUCUGGAAGGACGGCCGCAUGGAGACACUCAUCCGCUCCAAUGACCUCAUCCCCAUCCAGCACCUGGACAACCACGAGUUCUGCCCCGGAGACUUUGUUGUCGACAAACGACCCCAAGCCCCUACGGACCCAUGCGUGUACGGGGUCAUCCAGUCGGGCGACCACAAGGGCAGGACGUGUGCCGUGAAGUGGAUCAAACUCAACGCCUCCAGCGACAACGUAGAGGUCAUAGGAGAAGAGGAGGAUGUUAGUGUGUACGACAUCGCCGACCACCCAGACUUCCACUUCCGUACCACUGAUAUCGUCAUCAGGAUAGGGAACUCUGAGAACGAGCGGAAUACAGAGUGUGAGAACGAUACGUCAGUAGGCCAGGUCUUCAGAGUGGACGUGAGCAGCAAGGUGGAGGUGGUGUGGGCUGACAACUCCAUGACCAUCGUCCUGCCACAGCACCUGUACAACGUGGAGUCUGAGAUCGAGGAGACUGACUAUGACUCUGUGGAGGAGAGCAGCAGUGGCCUGUCCACGGAGGAGUGGGAGGACGAGAGCGACAGCUGGGAGACUGACAACGGCCUGACUACCAACGAGGACGACCAGCACCCCGCCAACGAGGACACCGCCACCCCGGCCCCCACCGGCCCCAGCCCCUUCAUCAUUCCCCCCGAGGAGGGCGGCAAAGCAGGGACCACCACCCCCACCAAGCCCCCUAACGCCAUAGAGGACCAGGAGGGAGCUGGGGCUAUAGCCAGCCCAGGCGCCGGUGCUGGAGGAACCACCCCUGGAGCAGGAGGGGGUGAUGCUGCAGAGAAGCUCCCCGGGAAAGACUGCACGCCGCGGGGCUUCCGCGAGCUCAAGGAGGCCCUGAAGAUCCUGGAGAGCCUGAAGAACAUGACCGUGGAGCAGCUAUGGACGGGCGGCUCGCCUACCUCGCCCACAUCCGGUGCCACGCCCUCCGUCAACGGGACUAACGCCAACACCGCCACUGUUGUCACGCCAGAGAAACCCACCAAGGAGAAGCGCUUCCUGGAUGACAUCAAGAAGCUUCAGGAGAACCUGAGAAAGACCCUGGACAAUGUGGCCAUCGUGGAGGAAGAGCGGAUGGAGGCGGUGGUGGAGGCCGGAGGAGGCGGCGCAGGAGGAGGUGGGACUACGGAAGGAGGAGAAAGAGGGGGUGAAGAAAGGCCCCAGGAGGAGGUGGCGAAGACGCCAGGCGCGGCACCAGAGUGGCCCAGCGAUACGCCUGUCCUGUGCCAACAGAGUGGUGGCAAGCCCGGCGUCACCUUCACCAGUGCCAAGGGAGAGGUGUUCUCUGUGCUGGAGUGGUCACCAGACACCCACACCUUUAAGAAGAUGGAGUUCCAGCCGGCCGAGGCCAAGAAGUUUUUCAGCACCGUGAGGAAGGAGAUGGCUCUGCUGGCCACCUCGCUGCCCGACGGCAUCAUGGUGAAAACCUUCGAGGACCGCAUGGACCUGUUCUCAGCUCUGAUCAAGGGGCCCACGCGCACCCCUUACGAGGACGGCCUGUUCCUCUUCGACAUCCAGCUGCCAAACAUUUACCCGUCGGUGCCGCCCCUCUUCCGCUACCUGUCACAGUGCAGCGGGCGCCUCAACCCCAACCUCUACGACAACGGCAAGGUCUGCGUCAGCCUGCUGGGCACCUGGAUCGGCAAGGGUACAGAGAGGUGGACCAGCAAGUCUAGCCUGCUGCAAGUGCUCAUCUCCAUCCAAGGCCUGAUCCUGGUCAACGAGCCCUACUACAAUGAGGCAGGUUUUGACAGUGACCGGGGCCUGCAGGAAGGCUAUGAGAACAGUCGCUGCUACAACGAGAUGGCCCUCAUCAAGAUGGUGCAGUCCAUGACCCAGCUGCUGCAGACUCCCAUAGAGGUGUUCCAGCAGGAGAUCCGGCAGCACUUCACCUCCAACGGCUGGCGCCUGGUGCACCGCCUGGAUGCCUGGCUGGAGCUCCACGAGCUAGCCGAGAGGGGCCCUCCGCCAAGACCAUCCCGGGACAGGCCUCCCUCAGUGGGUCCUCUAGACGAGACGCUCCCCUUGGAUCUUCUGGCCCACAGCACCCCCAACAAGCACCAGGGCACCGGGGAUGAAGAGCUGGAGGACUCUGGCCUAAGCUUUUCCACCACCGUCGCCUCCCAGCAGGAGCUCAGCCAGAACUUGGACUGCGACAGCACCGUCUCGGCCAGUGAGGUGGCCGGGGCGAGCGUGGUGGUCUCCGGGUCGGUUAGGGGGGCCGCCUCAGACUCCGCGGGCGGUAGCCAGCCGGUGGUGCGACCAAAGAAGCGCAGGAAGAGCUACCGGAGCUUCCUGCCCGAGCGGAGUGGGUAUCCAGACAUUGGCUUCCCCCUCUUUCCUCUCUCCAAGGGCUUUGUGAAGAGUGUGCGCUGCGUGCUGCUGCAGUACCGGGCCGCCCUGGCCGCCACCUCCAUCCCCGACCACGUAGAGGACAAUGUCCAGAGUCCAGACAGAGGCCAGAUGUGAAGGGAGAGGAGUGGGAGUGUCUUAUGGAGAUCUAAGCCACGGACCAUAAGCACCCUCCCUCAUAUUGGACCUUCUGAGCUCUCAUGGACACACAGACAAGGAGCGAGAGCCUCGACUGGAAGGCAGCGCCACACGUCUGCUCCUCGUGGGCCCUGACGGACGAGGGAGGAGGAAGGAGAGGAAGAGAUGCAGAGAAGCUGGUUUGUUUAAAAAAAGGUGCCAUUGACUUGCAUCGUCUAUAGCUGCUGUAAGGGGAAGUGGAAUUACCUGAAGAGAGACAUUCUUUGUCGAAUUGGCGCCACAAAUUAAAAUGUUACUCCGCUGUGUCAAUUGGAUCUAAAAAACGAAAUGGAGACAGUAGCCAUGGCGUCCUGGAAUCUGCAGGGUCAAAAAGUGCAACCCGGAUUGAUUCUCUAAGCUGGGUUUUCUCUGAACUACAUUUCCCAGUAUGCCUGGCUCCUUUGACCCUAGCGGGCACCCUUAGUACUGCUCCUGUGCCCCGUUACCACCCUGCACUCUCCAAUCAACAGACAAUCUCGGCAGGGCUUGGGCACCUUUUGACAUGCUGACAUAUUGAGUUUCUUUUUAAAGUAGAUGUUACUGGGUGUUUAGCUUUUUGCCCUGCUCCUGUUGUUCUUUCUCGACUUUAGAGACACACACUAUCUGAAUGUUAUUAACUGCCCACCUACAACCGCUUCCCUCUGCUAUGUCCUUGCUGGUUUCCUCGCCAAUCGCUCGCACCAAAACAUGCCGUUGCAGAAACACUUGAGUGACAAGUUUACAUACUAAUCACCACUUCUGGAUGUUAUCUACACUACUAGGCCCUACGGUACAUUGCUGGCUCUAGAGGAGUGCAGUAACUAUAUGAAGGACAGUCUGUUUCCUCUAGGUAAGGUCAAAUGAGCUCUUUAAUAUCUUUGACUGAAGAACGUUUCCAUUCUAAGACUUGAUAACUUUCUGACACUGUACAGACUUUUUUUUUUUUCUCAUCACCCAUUUCGGUCUUAAGACUUUUUUUCUUUUCUUCAAGGGAUCAAGGCGAGGUUGAAAUUAUACAGUGUAAGGCAGUGUUUGAAAAACACAUUCAUUGGACCAGCACAGUUGCUGAUUCUACAGGAUUAGUAUUGAAAACGUGACCAGUGGCUGUAGAUAAUUUGAGAAAAAAAAAAGUUUAAAUGAAUAUAAUGACAGAAACAUGAGUUUGUUGAGUAGUUAAGCUGAAAUUCACUACGAUUGUGUUUAUUUUCCACUAUGAUGCCCGAAAUUUCUGUACUGCUAACAUUAACUUCCAUUCAUUUUCGCUCUGGCGCUGGUUCAAUUUAAUGUUUAUUUUCUAAUUCUUCUCCAUAGAAUUAUUACGUUGUCUUAACCUUCUUCAUCUUCAAGGUAGUGACCUUUUUUCCUUUCUUGCAGCUUUCUUGAGCUGGUCGUUCAGAAUGGUCCUCCAGAGCUAUCCCCCAAUCCUCUCUUCUGCUCACUCAUUAGGCUACUACUAGAGGCGGGGCCACAACAGUGCACAUGACACGAGUAAAAAACGCGAUCUAUUCCAUCACUAAAUGAGUCUUAUCUCAACAUGUUGCCUUACUUGAAUUGUUCUUCUUAUUAAUAUAUUAUCAGACCCUAAUGUACAGAGCUGCUUGUUACCCCGGCCUGAUACCCACGACAUUCACCCCCAUUCCAGUGUUCAGAGGUUGGUUGUCUAACAUCAGAUUUGGGGUCAGCUUUCCCUGGACUUGUGCUUAAUUUAACCAUUUGGAGGUAGGAAAAAUGAAAUAAUACAUAUAACAUAAUAGCUGAUCCCAGAUCUGUUUUGACAAUGGCAACAGCCCACAAGUUGAAUGAUAAAGUUACACAGUUUCAGCCACUGUAUUCCAGUGUUACUCUCAACUGCUGUUUGUUCGGUGAUGGAGAUUGAUAGAAGUUUGUAGACAGAUUGAGUGUGGAUGCAGAAGCUUAUACUUGAUUUGGUUUUGUUCUUGCCCUUUUGCCAUGAGCACGAUGGAGUGUCACUGUCCCCAAGAUCGGAGUGCUGUCCUGUUCUCUUUAAUAUUCCCAGUUUAAAGGGUGAAUGAUGCACUUUUGACCACAUGGCCUCUGGCAUAGUCAUGCUUGUACUUUGUGAUAUUACUUUUAUAUUUCUUUAAAUUAUUGCUGGUUUGUUUAUACUUGCUUGAAUUGGGUAGAAAUGGUCAGUGUUCUAAACUCAGCAAAAAAAGAAACCUCUCACUGUCAACUGCAUUUUAUUUUCAGCAAACUUAACGUGUAAAUAUUUCUAUGAACAUAAGAUUCAACAACAGACAUAAACUGAACAAGUUCCACAGACAUGUGAAUAUAAUGUGUCCCUUAACAAAGAGGGGGGGUCAAAAUCAAAAGUAACAGUCGGUAUCUGGUGUGGCCACCAGCUGCAUUAAGUACUGCAGUGCAUCUCCGCCUCAUUCCCUCCACUCUUCCACCAAGGCACCAGCAAGUUCCUGGACAUUUCUGGGGGAAAUGGCCCUAGCCCUCACCCUCCGAUCCAACAGGUCCCAGACGUGCUCAAUGGAAUUGAGAUCUGGGCUCUUUGCUGGCCAUGGCAUUCCUGUCUUGCAUUAAAUCACGCACAGAAUGAGCAGUAUGGCUGGUGGAGGGUCAUGUCAGGAUGUCUUCCCUGUAACGCACAGUGUUGAGAUUACUUGCAAUGACAAGAAGCACCCGCCCCAGACCAUGAAGGACCCUCCACCUCCAAAUCGAUCCUGCCCCAGAGUACAGGCCUCGGUGUAACGCUUAUUCCUUCGACGAUAAACGCAAAUCCGACCAUCACCCCUGGUGAGACAAAACCGUGACUCGUCAGUGAAGAGCACUUUUUGCCAGUCUUGUCUGGUCCAGCGACGGUGGGUUUGUGCCCAUAAGCGACGUUGUUGUCAGUGAUGUCUGGUGAGGAUCUGCCUUACAACGGGCCUAGAAGCCCUCAGUCCAGCCUCUCUCAGCCUAUUGCGGACAGUCUGAGCACUGAUGGAGGGAUUGUGCGUUCCUGGUGUAACUCGGGCAGUUGUUGCCAUCCUGUCCCGCAGGUGUGAUGUUUGGAUGUACUGAUCCUGUGCAGGUGUUGUUCAUCCUGUCUCCCCGUAGCGCUGUUAGGUGUCUCACAGUACGAACAUUGCAAUUUAUUGCCCUGGCCACAUCUGCAGUCCUCAUGCCUCCUUGCAGCAUGCCUAAGGCACGUUAACGCAGAUGAGCAGGGACCCUGGGCAUCUUUCUUUUGGUGUUUUUCAGAGUCAGUAGAAAGUCCUCUUUAGUUUUCUUAACUGUGACCUUAAUUGCCUACCGUCUGUAAGCUGUUAGUGUCUUAACGACCGUUCCACAGGUGCAUGUUCAUUUAAUUGUUUAUGGUUAAUUGAACAAGCAUGGGAAAUAGUGUUUAAACCCUUUACAAUGAAGAUCUGUUAAGUUAUUUGGAUUUUUGUGAAUUAUCUUUGAAAGACAGGGUCUUGAAAAGGGGACCUUUUUUUUUUUUUUGCUGAGUUUAUUAACACAUGGAGGUUCUCUAUGGCCACCGGGGGUCAGUGUUUCCAUUCAUUGUGUGCGCCGAAGAAUGAAAGUAGCCUGGUCUCAGACCUGUAUAUGCUUUGACCAACUCCUUUAACUAGCAGUUGAUUUAAAGCAUAAUCAGAUCUAGGAUCAAGUGUUAAAAGGAGUACUGUGAAAGAAAGUGCAGAGAUUAACGCCAUCUGGUUCUUCAAUAGCCUAGUCCCAAAUCUGUUUGUGUGGUCUGUGCCAAGAAUGCACAAACAGAUCUAGAACUGGGCUAGUUCUGAUAGUGCUUCCUGGUUUAUUUGAACAGUCGUUGUUUACAUCCAUCUGAAAUAUAUUAUUAUGCUCUUGCUUUUGGCCAGAAAUAUUCUGUGGGUCCAUUACCCUUGUUUACCGGUGUGCUGAAAACGAGGGCGUUGACUAAUCUUUUUGCUUGAACAAAGAUGCUUAGUGUUCAUGAGUGUGAGACCGUACAAUGUGCCAUUGUGUGAUACAAACUGAUUAUUGUAAAGAAGAAAAGGACAUGUGAAUGGGUUGUUGAUUUCAUUUCUUUCUCCUCCCACCUUUUUAAAAGUCAUUCCUGUACCAAGCAUAGCAAUCAGGCUUCCAUUACUUCUCUUCCUCUUUUCCUGCCUGUACAGUACGCCCUUAAGAACGUUCCUUUGCUUUCUCAAUUUAGGCUGCAGUACUUGUAGCGUUGCAGCCUUAGUUGGUUCCCGCCAAAAUUCUCCUGUUUGCAACCUUCUCUCUCUCAUGCCCAUGUUUCACCACUAUUGCAAAAACACUGAAAAUAAUGUGAAGCCAGGUCAAGAAAACAUGGAGGAUUUCAAGCACAUGAAGUUAUGUUUAUAUUCAGACGUAUUCAUUACUGCGAGAGAUUUCCAGCCAAAGCAUGUAACAUGUUGCUUUUAGCCUUGAACGGACACAAGACUUGACUGUACGAUGUGAACAUUUCCACAGUGGCCUGUUUUGGUAAACUAAUAAACUUAUGAUUUUUAGCCUGAUCCCUCUGUACAGAAGUCAUGACUAUACUAUAAAUACAUAUAUUUAACAAACUUGAGCUCUGUAAGUGGUCAUGUGAACGCGUGGGACAUAUGUAUACAUUUGCAGUUCUUUUUUUCUCUUUUUUUUACAGUUCCUUUCAUUAUGUUAAGACCUGUUUUAAAGUGAUGCAUUAAACUUUGCAAGCAGUACCAUGGUUACAAGUUGUCGCUUGUGGUGGAUUAAAGUUGGUUCUACAACAGUA
Oncorhynchus nerka (sockeye salmon) is the source of this 8968-nucleotide messenger RNA. Its product is annotated as (E3-independent) E2 ubiquitin-conjugating enzyme UBE2O-like. The record is from RefSeq and is a predicted model, not a curated record. NCBI's taxonomy places the organism in Eukaryota, Metazoa, Chordata, Actinopteri, Salmoniformes, Salmonidae. Gene Ontology annotation, molecular function: ubiquitin conjugating enzyme activity.